AUGGUCAAACUACGCAAGGAUCCAACAUAUAAAAUGAGUUAUGUUGAUGCUCUACAAUUAGCUGAUAAAACAGCAAAACAAUAUCAAAUUUCACUUGGUAGUGAUACAUUACCACGUUUAAUUUUACGUAAUUUAGCUGUACCAAAUCGAAAUCCAUCGAAUAAUAUACAACAAAUAUCACAUUUAAUAGACGAUCAACGAAGCCCAGCUAUUACCUAUACAGGUCGAAUCAUUGUCAGUUUAUUUGAUCAAUGUGUUCGAAUUGAAGCACGUAAUCAUGCAUUGCAAAAACCAAAAGAUAUUAUUAUUGAACAUAAUCUCAAUGAAAAUGAAACAAAUUUACAACAACUUCUUGAGCGCAUAACACGAUAUGGUAAAGAUCGAAAUGUACAAUUGCUACAAUUGAUUGAUCUAAAUCUAUUAUCCUCCCAAAGUGCCUAUGAUGAAAAGAAAAUAUUUGAAACAUUGAAAGAACGUUAUGAUGAAUAUGCUGCAUACAAUCGUUCCUUGAUUGUCUACGAUUUAGAUUCAUUAAUUGGUGUUAAUAAAAGUGAAUCAGAAAGUUCAAUGGGUCGAUCUUCAAAUUUUUCUGUUGUCAAUCAAAAUAUUUAUACAUAUGUUCGAGCAAGAUUUCGUGAAGCUGUCAUUGAAACAACAGUGUCAUCUAAUGAUGCCCAACGUGUUGAAAAAUGGGCUAUUGCAGUUACACGUGAACAAUUUUUACUGCGUCAAUUUUGUGCUGAUGUAGGUUUUACUCGAACGAAACAAGAAGAAGAUGAAAUGGAAGAUGAACGACGAAAAAGUGAAGAUUUUAUUCAAUGUGUCAAAUGUCGAGAUUUUUAUAUUGAAAAUGAAAAUAAAAUGGGCUCUUGUACUCAUCAUGAUGGCUUCAUUUAUGAUAAUGCAUCUGCUGACUUGGCCUAUUACAGUCUAGCCGAAGCAACGCUAUAUUUAAGCAAAAUUGAGUCAGAAGCUAUUAAUGAUUCUGAUCGACGAGAAGCACUAGAACGAGAAAAAAAUAAAUUUAAAUGGAUAUGUUGUGGUGCUAUUCUGCAAUCUGGUGCUGCAUCGACAGGCGGAUGUAAAAAGGGCAAACAUGGUUUCAUUGAUGAAAAUCGACGAUCACAACAACAACGAAAUCAACGUCAACCCAUGCAACGAUUAGACCAAGAUAUAAUAUUAGAAUGGGAAACAGCUUGCCGACAAGUAUACAAUGACCAAUGGAUUGAACUAAUGAGAUAUCGAAGUUAA
This is a messenger RNA of Rotaria sp. Silwood2, 1251 nucleotides long. NCBI's taxonomy places the organism in Eukaryota, Metazoa, Rotifera, Eurotatoria, Philodinida, Philodinidae. The record is from the annotation of a GenBank genome assembly.